ACCACAACGAGCAACACCGGCGAACGGCGCGGCAUUCGCUGACAGACGUGCGCCGAUGAAGCAGUAACAAAUUACUAGUCCCUGGACACACAAAUAUAUAUAUAUAUAUCUAUAUAGACACAUCAGAACAGAUCCCAAAAGGCAUUCAUAUAUUAAUUAACUAUAUACCAAGGCCAAACCGUUGAGAAAUAAAACCAAAGAAUGGGAGGCUGUUGCUCAAAGGAUUUGGACGAUAAGCGCUCCUGGAGUCCCGAGGAGACCAAAAAUGGCAGCACUACAUCUACUAUCAUUGCCCAGCCGCUGGAUGAUGUGGGCUCCACCGGUGUCUUCACAUUAACACGCACUACCACCAACACCACGCGGCAGGAGAAGACGGUGACCACCACCAAUGACGAACAGGAGGAUUAACAGGAGUAUUAACUCCUUCUAAUAAUUUUAUAGAGACCAUACAUUUUUUUUUUUUUUACACUUUUCAAUGCCAUGUGAGUGUGUGUGUGUGAGUUUGCUGUGAGAGUGUGUGUGAAUACUGAAAUGUACAUACGGACAAUGUGAAUAUGAAUAUGUUAAUGAAACAAGUUAAGCUGUUAACGAGUAAUUAAUAAUUGUUAUGCGCCAGAAUUCCAAUUUCCCAAUAAAUUGUUGAAUCACUAAAAAAAAAAAAAAAA
Molecule: messenger RNA, 665 nt
Organism: Drosophila eugracilis
Lineage: Eukaryota; Metazoa; Arthropoda; Insecta; Diptera; Drosophilidae
Exons: 2
Coding region: 202-408 (68 amino acids)
Source: RefSeq, a predicted model, not a curated record